Messenger RNA from Halichondria panicea, 1947 nucleotides. RefSeq names its product probable ATP-dependent RNA helicase DDX52. Bases 82 to 1869 code for a protein of 595 amino acids. The transcript is spliced from 12 exons. Gene Ontology annotation, molecular function: RNA helicase activity; nucleic acid binding; ATP binding. Gene Ontology annotation, biological process: maturation of SSU-rRNA. The record is from RefSeq and is a predicted model, not a curated record. Lineage: Eukaryota; Metazoa; Porifera; Demospongiae; Suberitida; Halichondriidae.
CCCCACCCCUCUCUUUAGAAAACCACGUGGACAUUCUAGGAGAGCUAGCAGCUAGCUGGAGAUCAGCAGAGUGGCUAGGAGAUGGUGGACACUUACCAACUAUUCAGGAAGCUCUCCAGUGGAGCUAAAUUCAAGAAAUCAAACUACCUGGAGCGGACAAAAACACAGCCAGUUUUGUUGGAUGGUGAAUCGGUUGCAGAUGCACUAGACUUCUUUGGUGAUCGAGUUGCUGCUAGUAGCAGUGUCUCAUCAGUAGCGGCUCACACUGGUAGGAAGAGGAGGCGCAAAGUGAGCGAAACAGUAGAGUCCGAUACUUGUGAGGGUGGUGGGAGUUGUGAGGGCAGUGAUGCUUGUGAGGACGACUCCGAUGAUGAGGUGUGUGACUCUCGUGAGGGUGGUGUGGGUGUGGAGCUCCUGGCAGGUGUUAAACUGGGCGACGGCACUACGAAAAACAAGAGAAAGAAGAAAAAGAAGAAAUUGGACAGAGAAACUAAAGAGCUGCUCAGGAGACAAGAGGCAAAUGCAUUCCGCAACUCUCACCGUAUCUACAUUAGUGGCCCUGAUGUUCCGGACCCAGUGGCCUCCUUCCAACAACUGCCCCUCCCCUCCUACCUGAUAAGGAACAUUGCUGCUGUGGGAUAUGCCACACCCACUCCCAUACAGAUGCAGGGAAUUCCCCUAAUGCUCAACGGCAGAGAGCUCGUAGCGUGUGCCCCCACUGGCUCCGGGAAGACGGCUGCAUUCAUUGCACCUAUACUAGCACACCUCAAGACCCCACAGAGGUCAGGGUUUAGAGCACUGGUGAUCUCCCCCACGCGAGAGUUGGCUCAGCAGACAUUCAGAGAAUUCAAUCGUCUCAGCGCGGGCUCAGGGUUUAAAGUUCACGUCCUCACCAAAGCCAACGCAAACUCUUUCGGUCCUCAAUCUUCACAACGUUUCGAUAUUCUAGUGAGCACUCCCAACAGACUGGUACAGAUGCUGACUCAGCACCCUCCAGCCAUCAGCCUCAGCAGUGUGGAGUGGUUGGUGUUGGAUGAGGCGGACAAAUUAUUUGAGGACGGAGAUUUUGGGUUUAGAGAUCAGGUGACCCAGAUCUACACGUCAUGUGAUCACCCGGAUGUAAGACACGCCCUCUUCAGUGCUACUCUAGCCUCGGGAGUGGAGGAGUUCAGUUAUGCUCACUUUGAGAAUCCUGUUCGAGUUAUCAUUGGUAUUCCGAACUCGGCGGCUGAGCUAGUGAAGCAAGAAUUGCUUUUUGUUGGACAAGAGAGUGGAAAGUUGCUAGCCAUCAGAGAUCUCGUUAAGAAGGGUUUUUCUCCUCCGAUGCUCAUCUUUGUACAGAGCAAGGAGCGGGCUAAGGAUCUGUUCCAUGAGCUCAUCUAUGACGGUCUCAACGUGGACGUCAUUCACUCAGAGAGGACUCAAGCUCAGAGAGACAAUGUCGUGAAGGCCUUCCGUGCUGGCAAGAUCUGGGUGCUGAUUUGCACUGACCUCCUGGGUAGAGGGAUCGACUUCAAGGGGGUCAACAUUGUGGUCAAUUACGACUGCCCCCCCUCAGCUAUCUCGUACAUACACAGAAUAGGUCGUACGGGGCGUGCUGGACGUGAGGGGCGUGCCAUCACACUCUUCACAGAAGCGGACUCACUCAACUUGAGGAGUAUUGCCAAUGUUAUGACUGCCUCAGGGGAUUACGUGCCGCCAUGGAUACUGGAGCUAAGAAAACCUUCAAAGAACACUCGUAAAGAGCUGUCCAAGAGGCCACUCGUGAGAGAGGGUAUCAAGACGGCCUCCAAGUAUGACUUACAGCGCUCAAGGAAAAAGAAAGAUAUGGUAGAAGGCAGCAAGAGACGGAUGACACUGACACAUUAGCUUAGCAUUGUGAAGUAUGUAGCUAUUGUACGAUGUCUAAAACUGUAUAUACAACCAUUCAAUUGUUCAGUAGUGAUG